AUCUGCUGUGUGAUCCCUCUAAAAAAACCAGCCCACAAGUCAGAGGCACGUUACAUGCGCGGCUACACUCAGCCCCCUUCCUUUCGGCUUUGCCCCCUCUCGUCUCCGCAAUGUAUCCAUGAAGAAAAACCGUAAAGUGUUAAAUGUUUGAAAUUCAAAGCCGCCGAAUUUCACUUGCUGAAAAAGGACUGUGCUGCUCGCGUGCGCGGCGCUGGUGUGUCAGUGCGUCAGACUCCGCAAAGAAAAGCUACUUACUUAGCGUUGGGAGUCCAUCGCUACAGAGGGACUUACUACACCUUUUUUGUUUUCAGUCCUAAGACAAACGCUUAAACAUUUUUCAAACUGGCUCACGUCCUCCCCAACCAGCCCAGUGUGACAGCUGCUCUUCAGCCCGCUUGGAGGACUGUCAGCAGCACCAAGAGGAUGGCAUCAGAGCUGGCAAUGAGCAACUCCGACCUGCCCACCAGUCCCCUGGCCAUGGAAUAUGUUAAUGACUUCGAUCUGAUGAAGUUUGAAGUGAAAAAGGAGCCGGUGGAGCCCGAUCGCAACAUCAGCCAGUGCAGUCGCCUUAUCGCCGGGGGAUCCUUGUCUUCCACCCCGAUGAGCACGCCUUGCAGCUCGGUGCCCCCUUCCCCAAGCUUCUCGGCGCCCAGUCCGGGCUCGGGGAGCGAACAGAAGGCACACUUGGAGGAUUUCUACUGGAUGUCCGGUUAUCAACAACAGUUAAAUCCAGAGGCGUUGGGCUUCAGCCCCGAAGACGCAGUCGAGGCGCUGAUCAACAGCACUCACCAGCUCCAGUCGUUCGAUGGCUAUACCAGAGGGCAGCAGUUUGCUGGCGCAGCCGGACCUGGGGGCACCAUGGCCGGGGAAGAGAUGGGCUCUGCCGCGGCGGUGGUGUCAGCAGUUAUCGCUGCCGCUGCAGCCCAGAACGGGGGUCCGCACCACCACCAUCACCACCACCACAGCAACGGUCACCACCAGGCGCCCGGCGUCCAGUCCAACAACUCGGGCUUAAAUCACCCACAUUCGCAUUUGGAUGAUCGGUUUUCAGACGACCAGCUGGUCACCAUGUCAGUACGGGAGCUCAACCGGCAGCUACGGGGGGUCAGCAAGGAAGAAGUGAUCCGAUUGAAACAGAAGAGGAGGACCCUAAAGAACAGGGGCUAUGCCCAGUCGUGUCGAUACAAGCGGGUCCAGCAGCGGCACGUCCUGGAGGGGGAGAAAACGCAACUCAUCCAGCAAGUGGACCACCUAAAGCAGGAGAUCUCCAGGCUGGUCCGGGAGAGGGACGCGUACAAAGACAAGUAUGAGAAGCUGAUCAGCAACGGCUUCAGAGAAAACGGGUCGAGCAGCGACAACAACCCCUCAUCCCCGGAGUUUUUCAUGUCCUCCAGAAAAUUCCUCCAUCUGUGAUGUCAAUCCCCAUUCAUCCAUGCCGAUGGCUUUUAAAGAUAACCUGAUGACUGAUCGUGGAUGACCUAAAAGGGGCCGACCGACUGCACGAGGACGCCCAAAAAGCACAACAGCUAAAAAUGACUACUUCACAGAGGAAACAAAAGAUCAGAUCUGCUGAGAAUCCGCCCCUCCAACCCCCUACCUCUGACCCUGCCCGCACCCGCCCAGAAGCCCUAUGAAGCAACUCUGGAAGUCUCGCGCCGAUCCACAUGACCUUCCUGAUAUUUUACCUCCAGCUUUUUUGCUACAAAAUGAAAAAGAAAAUGAAGAAGAAAAAAUAUGAGAAAAAUAAAACUAAGACAUACACCUCCGA
Molecule: messenger RNA, 1768 nt
Organism: Gadus macrocephalus (Pacific cod)
Lineage: Eukaryota; Metazoa; Chordata; Actinopteri; Gadiformes; Gadidae
Gene: mafa
Product: MAF bZIP transcription factor a
Exons: 3
Coding region: 424-1413 (329 amino acids)
Biological process (GO): regulation of transcription by RNA polymerase II
Cellular component (GO): nucleus
Molecular function (GO): RNA polymerase II cis-regulatory region sequence-specific DNA binding; DNA-binding transcription factor activity, RNA polymerase II-specific
Source: RefSeq, a predicted model, not a curated record